Artibeus jamaicensis (Jamaican fruit-eating bat) is the source of this 366-nucleotide messenger RNA. RefSeq names its product 60S ribosomal protein L36-like. Gene Ontology annotation, biological process: cytoplasmic translation. The record is from RefSeq and is a predicted model, not a curated record. Lineage: Eukaryota; Metazoa; Chordata; Mammalia; Chiroptera; Phyllostomidae. Bases 1 to 366 code for a protein of 121 amino acids. Gene Ontology annotation, molecular function: structural constituent of ribosome. The transcript has 2 exons. Gene Ontology annotation, cellular component: cytosolic large ribosomal subunit; ribosome.
AUGCAACGUGAGGCCCAUCCGCUGUGGCCACCACUGGGGAGCAGCUGCUGUGGCUCUCUGCUACCCCAUGGCCUGGGCCCCAACAAGGGCCACAAAGUGACACAGAACGUGAGCAAGCCAAGGCACAGCCACUGCCGCCAGGCACCUCACAAGCAUGCCAAGUUCAUGUGGGACAUGAUCCAAGAGGUGUGUGGCUUUGUCCCCUAUAAGCAGCGCACCAUGGAGCCACUCAAGGUCCCUAAGGACAAGAGGGCUCUGAAAUUCAUCAAGAAAAGGGUGGGGACGCACAUCCAGGCCGAGAGGAAGAAAGAGGAGCUGAGCAAUGUCCUUGCAGCCAUGAGGAAGGCAGCAGCCGAGAAGGACUGA